Messenger RNA from Microthlaspi erraticum, 774 nucleotides. The record is from the annotation of a GenBank genome assembly. Lineage: Eukaryota; Viridiplantae; Streptophyta; Magnoliopsida; Brassicales; Brassicaceae.
AUGUCUGGUACUGCUAAUGGAACCAACGGGACUGCUGGGGAUCAGCCUGCGGCUAAUGUCACGGGUCAACUGGCUGCACUCGCUGCACCAACUUUGCCUAGUAACAUAAGCGCAGCACUUUCGCCUGACAAAUUCGAUGGCACGAAUUUCAAGCAGUGGCAACAGAAGAUGCACUUCUUCCUUACCACGCUGAACCUGGCAAAAUAUCUUGUUGAGACAAAGCCUGAGGUGCCUGCUACUCAAGAGGCAAACCCAGAUCCACGAGUACACAUGACUCUGGAGAACUGGAACCAAGGAGAUUUCCUGUGCAAAGGUUACAUUCAAAGUCGCCUGGUGGAUCAACUGUUCAAUGUGUACAGUGAGGUCAAAACAUCCAAGGAGCUGUGGGAAGCCUUGGAUAAGAAGUACAAGACGUUCAAUGUGGGCUCAGGAAAAUUUGCUGCUGCAAAAUUUCUCAACUUCGUAAUGGUGGACUCAAAACCCAUCAUGGACCAAGUGCAUGACCUGCAGAUGAUACUCCAAGAGAUAUCAGAUGAAGGGAUGAAGAUCUGUGAGACUUUCACAGUGAAUUGCUUCAUUGAGAAGUUACCCCCUGGAUGGGCAGACUUCAAGAACUAUCUUGCCUUCAAGCAAAAGGCAUUGACUUUGGCCAACUUGGUUUCCAGGCUGCAGAAUGAGUCACUGUAUCGCUAUGAUCAUAUCAAGUCAACUGUAACCAAUCUUAUGCGUAAAGUACCCUAUUUUUUCUUCCAACCAAUUCACUCCCCAUCGUAG